AUGUCUGGCGCAAACAACAGUAUCAAGGUCGUCGCCCGAUUCCGUCCACAGAACAAAGUGGAACUGGCGUCGGGCGGCCAACCCAUUGUCUCCUUCAGUAGCGAGGAAACAUGUACUCUCGACUCCAAGGAAGCCCAGGGCUCCUUCACCUUCGACCGUGUCUUCGACAUGGAGUGUAAGCAGUCCGAUAUUUUCGACUUUUCCAUCCGAUCGACCGUCGAUGAUAUUCUCAAUGGUUACAACGGAACCGUCUUCGCCUAUGGUCAGACGGGUGCCGGAAAAUCCUACACCAUGAUGGGUUCCAGCAUCGACGACGAGGAGGGUCGAGGUAUUAUCCCCCGUAUCGUCGAACAAAUCUUCGCCAGUAUCAUGUCUAGUCCCAGCACUAUCGAGUACACGGUUCGAGUCAGUUAUAUGGAAAUCUACAUGGAGAGGAUUCGCGAUUUGCUUGCGCCCCAAAACGACAACCUUCCCGUCCACGAAGAAAAGAAUCGCGGUGUCUACGUCAAGGGCCUUCUCGAGGUCUAUGUCUCCAGCGUCCAGGAAGUCUACGAGGUUAUGAGAAGAGGUGGAAACGCCCGAGCCGUUUCUGCAACCAACAUGAACCAGGAAUCUUCCCGUUCGCAUUCCAUCUUCGUCGUUACCAUUACCCAAAAGAAUGUCGAGACCGGAUCGGCAAAGAGUGGUCAGCUUUUCCUGGUCGAUUUGGCCGGUAGCGAAAAGGUUGGAAAGACCGGCGCCAGUGGUCAGACGCUGGAGGAAGCAAAGAAGAUCAACAAGAGUUUGAGUGCUCUCGGAAUGGUCAUCAACGCCUUGACCGACGGCAGAUCAUCCCACGUCCCCUACCGCGAUUCCAAGUUGACCCGUAUUCUCCAAGAAUCUCUGGGAGGUAACAGUCGAACAACACUCAUCAUUAAUUGCUCUCCCAGUAGUUACAACGACGCUGAAACCCUCGGCACCCUCCGAUUCGGUACUCGUGCAAAGGCAAUCAAGAACAAGGCCAAGAUCAACGCCGAGCUCAGUCCCUCCGAACUCAAGGCACUACUCGGCAAGGCCAGAGGCCAAAUCUCGACUUUCGAAACGUAUCUCUCAAAUUUGGAAGGCGAAGUUCAGCUCUGGCGUGCCGGGGAGGCCGUUCCCAAGGACAGAUGGGUGGCCCCCUUGUCCGCAGAUGGCGUAGCCGGGACCAAAGCCGAAGCAAAGGCGCCUCGUCCUUCAACACCUUCCCGCCUCCUACCCGACAGCAGAUCCGAGACCCCAGCCAUCUCCGAGCGAUCAGGAACUCCAAGCUUACCACUCGACAAGGAUGAGCGCGACGAGUUCCUGCGCCGGGAGAACGAGCUCCAGGACCAGAUUGCCGAGAAGGAGUCUCAGUUCAACGCAGCAGAAAAGACUCUUCGGGAGACCAAAGAGGAGCUUGCCUACCUCAAGGAGCACGAUGCAAAGACUGGGAAGGAAAAUGAGAAGCUGAACGGGGAGGUGAACGAGGUCAAGAUGCAGAUUGAGCGACUUACCUUUGAGGGCAAGGAGGCGCAGAUCACCAUGGAUGCGCUCAAGGAGCAAAAUGCCGAGCUGACUGCAGAGUUGGACGAGGUCAAGCAGCAGCUUCUGGACGUGAAGAUGAGCGCCAAGGAAACAAGUGCCGUCCUCGAUGAGAAGGAGAAGAAGAAGGCUGAGAAGAUGGCCAAGAUGAUGGCUGGCUUCGACCUUGGCGCCGAUGUGUUCAGCGACAACGAGAAGGCUAUCUCGGAGGCUAUUUCCCAACUGGAGGCCCUUCACGAGGUCAGCUCCACGGGCGAGGUUGUCAACCCUGAUGAGCUUCAGGCUCUCAAGUCGCGCUUCGUCGAGAUCCAAGGAAUCGUUAGACAAGCUGAGCUGUCUGUCUACAGUGCUUCCUCGAGCGAAGCCGAUGCCCGUCGCAGAGCCGAGCUCGAAGACCGCCUCUCGGCUCUCCAGCAGGAGUACGAAGAGCUCCUGACCCGCAACCUUGGGGAGAACGAUGUCGAGGAGAUUAAGGCUCGCCUGGAGAGUGCCUACUCCAACAAGCAGACCACGUCUAUGGAGCUUGUUGAUGAGCUCAAAGCUGAGAUUGCCCAGAAGGCUGCCGAGAACUCCAAGAUGAAGACCCUUAUCGAGGAUCUCCAACAGAGAGUCAAGGCUGGUACCGCCGCGCCCAUGGCGAAUGGCAAGUCGAUUCAGCAACAGAUUGCCGAGUUUGACAUUAUGAAGAAGAGCCUUAUGCGCGAUCUUCAGAACCGUUGCGAGCGUGUGGUUGAGCUCGAAAUCUCGCUUGACGAGACAAGAGAGCAGUAUAACAACGUGCUCCGCUCAUCCAACAACAGGGCCCAACAGAAGAAGAUGGCCUUCCUGGAGAGGAACCUUGAGCAGCUAACUCAGGUUCAGCGCCAGCUCGUCGAGCAGAACUCGGCACUGAAGAAGGAGGUGGCCAUUGCUGAGCGUAAACUCAUUGCUCGUAACGAGCGCAUCCAGAGCUUGGAGAGCCUGCUACAGGAUAGCCAGGAGAAGAUGGCUUCUGCGAACCACAAGUUUGAGGUUCAGCUUGCUGCUGUCAAGGAGAGGCUGGAGGCAGCCAAGGCUGGCAGCACUCGCGGCCUGAACUCUCCCUCGUUGGGCGGCUUCAGUUUUUCUGGUGCUGGCAGCCGCAUCGCCAAACCCCUCCGUGGUGGCGGUGCUGAUAACCAGGGACCUUCCAUCCCUGUCAUCAACAGCAUCCAGCAGAACGAGGGCAGCGCCGGCAAGCGAAGCAGUUGGUUCUUCUCUCAGAAGUCUUAA
Molecule: messenger RNA, 2793 nt
Organism: Colletotrichum acutatum
Lineage: Eukaryota; Fungi; Ascomycota; Sordariomycetes; Glomerellales; Glomerellaceae
Product: kinesin heavy chain
Exons: 3
Coding region: 1-2793 (930 amino acids)
Biological process (GO): mitotic spindle organization; microtubule-based movement; spindle elongation
Cellular component (GO): microtubule associated complex
Molecular function (GO): microtubule binding; ATP binding; microtubule motor activity
Source: RefSeq, a predicted model, not a curated record